AUGCAGGCGAGAAGACGACGGCGCGAGAGGAUGAACCAGAAGCGAGACAACGUGAGCUGGAGUGAGAGUGAGAACACUGGAUUGUGGUUUCGAUUCGCGAACCGUGAGAUCGAAGAGGCGGAACGAGAGAUCAAAAAGGCGGAACGAGAGAUCAAAGAGGAGGAGCGAGAGGUGGUUUCACAGCUUCGAGAGUGGGAAAACAAAGCAGAAGCAAAAGCAAAUACAGACGUAGAAGUAGAAGAAGAAACAGAUACAGAUGCAGAUGCAGAAGCAGAAUCAGAAGUAGAUGCAGAAGAAGAAGCAGAUGCAGAAGUCGAAGCAGAAAAAGAAGCAGAUGUAAAUGGUGAAGCAAAAGAAGAAGCAGAUGCAGAUGCACGCGGCGCUUUUUCGCCGCAAGAAGAAGAUCUCAUUGUUCAUUUGCAUUCCAUUCUUGGCAACAGGUGGUCUCAGAUAGCAGCACGUUUACCUGGGCGUACAGACAAUGAGAUAAAGAAUUUCUGGAACUCCACACUCAAGAAAAGAUUCAAACUUAGCACCAAUAACACCCCAUCACCAAACAACAAUAGUAGCAGUGAUGACUCUUCAUCAGAUCCUAAUAAUGCUAAUGGAAUCAUCAUGGUGCACCUCAAUGAACAACAACAUGAUCUCAUGCCCAUGUCAAUGUGCAUGGACUCAUCAUAUUCUUCUUCAUCAACUUCUUCAUCAAUCUCAUCCAUGCAUCAACAACAAGCAGCACCAAUGGUUUUUUCUGACCAAUAUAAUGACCCAUUUUCUAUCUUGAUAAAUAAUAAUGAUGUGCCUCAAUGCUUGAUGACCCAAUUUGGUGGCAUGGUAGAGGAGGGGCAUAAUGGGAAUUAUGGAAUUAUGGGGUCUAACAAUAAAAUAGGGCUAGAAAGAGAGUUGUCACUUCCUCCACUAGAAAGUGACAAUAAUGCCCCUAUUAUUGAUGUGAAAAACCAUAACAACCAUUUCAAUCAUCAUCAUCAUAGUGGUUGCUUCAAUAAUGCUCAUCAGAAGGUUUCCAAGGUGGAGGAAUUGUUUGGGUUUGGAAAUAAUAACAAUAAUGAUCAUCAUGGGCAUCAGCAAUUGCAUCAAGGGGAAAACUUGAAAAUUGGAGAAUGGGAU
Molecule: messenger RNA, 1125 nt
Organism: Arachis ipaensis
Lineage: Eukaryota; Viridiplantae; Streptophyta; Magnoliopsida; Fabales; Fabaceae
Product: transcription factor MYB83-like
Source: RefSeq, a predicted model, not a curated record